GAAAGUAUUGGCGGCCGACGGCGCGAGAGUUUGCUCCGAAGGAUCAGUAUCCGAGUUCAGGGCGAACUGUCACAACUGGUCGAGGGAAUGCCGUUCUGCAGUAAAGUCUAGUGGAGAAAAUCUGUAUAUUUCUUUUCGUUUUUCAUAUCUACUGUAACAGUGUCACAAGUUUUCAGACUUAAAGUCUUGAGGAAGUAUGGGCCUGUCGAGAUUCGAGAUCAUCCUGGAUAAUCCGUACGGAAUUUAUUACGCCGGUUGUCCAAUUUCCGGCAAUGUUUACAUAGACGUGGACUCGCCGAAAAAGGUUCGAGGGAUUGAAGUUAGGUACAAGGGCGAGGCCAAGGUGCGGUGGAAACCCGAGGGGGGGAACCAAAUACGCAAAGCAAACGAAACUUACAUGGACAUAAAGUGUAUUAUUUGCGGAGACGGCGAAAGAGAAUUUGAAAUACCCGAAGGAAGUCACGUGUUUCCAUUCACCUGGAUGCUACCGACAAAUAUUCCCGGCAGCUUCGAAAGCUUGUACGGGCGUGUUCGCUACACAGUCAAAGCAGUCAUUGAUCGGCCCUGGAAGUUUGACCACGUCCUUAAAGUUCCGUUCACCGUCGUACCGAUCCUUGAUCUUAACCGCGAACCACUUUCGUCGGAGCCGAUAAACGAGGAAAAUCACAAAACGUUUUGGGGUCACUCGGAGCCUCUCUAUAUGUCCGUUUCGCUUCCCGUUCGUGGCUACGUACCGGGACAAAAUAUACCAAUUAAAGCAAAGCUGAAUAAUAUGUCAGGCGUUGACGUUGAAAAGUUAAGAGUGGUGCUGAAAAAAUUAGUUACGUUUCAUGCGUUGGGAGAUUCCCGGACCCGAAAAGAAGUGAUAACGGAUUUCGAAGCGAACGUCGACGAGGGUCAAGAUUUGGUUCUGAUUAACCUAAAGUUACCCUCGCUUCCACCUUCCGGCCUGCAACAUUGUAAAAUCAUCGAAGUCGACUACAAGCUAAAGGUUGAGGCUAGGGUCGAAGGGUGGUAUAAUAAAAAUCUCAAGGUCAGAAUGGAUAUUAUAAUUGGUACUAUACCGCUCCUCACUUACCAAGUGCCACAGCACACUGUGUCGACAUCUGCUGUGGGUUUCGAGGGUGUAACUUCGCCUUUACCAUCCGCUCCAAAUCAGCCGGAGUCCCAACAAGAGACCUUUGUGUUUCCGACGGAAAUAGAGGAAUAUUCCUCGAGUUUACCGAAGUCCACCUUCGAAAAAUGCGAAAAUUACAAAGCAUCGAAACGUGAAAAGGACGAAUCACCGGGCGAGGAUACCGACGGAGAUAGUGACGAAGAAAUCGCUUCAUCAUUCGAUCCAAAAUACACUGUUUACGAGUUUGGACCAGUUACGCCAACAAACUAGCCAUAAACUGUAUUACUCAUACUUCUGUGUGUCAUAAUUCCACGAUACUUUGUGUAUCAUCCGCUACAAAUAAUCGCUUAUCGUGAUGACGCUAUUGUAUCCCAUGUGAUGUCCAUGCCAAAGAUCAUUUGUUUAAUUGUGAAAAUUGCUAGUUUGUUCGUUGAUAAGAGAAGAAAUCGUUUUCCUUUGAUAUAUUGUGUGGUUGUGUAAGCCGAAAACACUGAAUACGCGAAAAAAUGAACAGUAAAUUAUUCUCGUAAAACAUAUUAUUAUUAUUAUUAUUGUUGUUGUUGUUAUUAUUGUUAUUAUUAUUAUCAUAUAUUUCAUCACCACAUAACUGAUGCCGUAUAUGGCAUGCAUCGGUUGCCAGAUCACAAAUGUUCCGAGUGUAAUAUCGUAUGACAUGCGUAGAACAUGGAUAAACAUCAUGAAAGGGAUUCUUUUUUGGUAAUCCACCAACACAGAUGCUUAUCAACGGAAUGCUUAUUGUAAUUCCUAUCUCGUUAAAUUCAGCUUACCGAAACCAGCAGUGUUCGUGUACCAGACUUCAAUCGUUGUUGUAUUCUGUACAGACCAAGCUUUAAACUGAUGAUGAGUGACCAUAAAUGAAUCCAAAUUAUUCGCUAAAAUAGCAACAAUUAAGUACUUGUAUGAAUCUUAAUAAAUAUGUUACACAAAA
Messenger RNA from Neodiprion fabricii, 2066 nucleotides. RefSeq names its product arrestin domain-containing protein 17-like. Gene Ontology annotation, biological process: protein transport. The transcript has 8 exons. The record is from RefSeq and is a predicted model, not a curated record. Gene Ontology annotation, cellular component: cytoplasm. Bases 197 to 1387 code for a protein of 396 amino acids. Lineage: Eukaryota; Metazoa; Arthropoda; Insecta; Hymenoptera; Diprionidae.